This is a messenger RNA of Micropterus dolomieu (smallmouth bass), 1573 nucleotides long. RefSeq lists its product as uncharacterized. Lineage: Eukaryota; Metazoa; Chordata; Actinopteri; Centrarchiformes; Centrarchidae. The record is from RefSeq and is a predicted model, not a curated record. The transcript has 4 exons. The coding region runs from base 337 to 1239 and encodes 300 amino acids.
UUGCUAAUUUCAUUUCUGGUGUCAGUGAAAUGUGUAAUUGUUGUAACAUGUUGUGUUACUAUAAAUGUUGCACCACUAGACUGCAGAGCAGAGUGUUUCCCACCAAACUAUGAGACUUUUAAAUCAAAUGAAUCCUCAAUGGAAUAUAUAUAUAUAUAUUUAGAGUUUGCUUCUGUUUUCCAAUCUAUGUUUGUUUUUCUAUACUGUAUAUUUUCUGCUAUGUAGCAGAAAGGAGUUACAAACCACAUGUUAUUUUAAAACCCUGUUCUAAUGUGACCAUUAAACCUACCUUGUACCUUGUAUCAUUUCCGAUUGCAUCUGGAGGCUGAACGGAGGAUGACGAGACAGGAAGAGUUCCUAGUACAAGAAAACAAUUUCAGAAGGAAUGCUUUCUUGAUUAUCGAUUACAUAGUGAAUCGGAGUCCAGAACCUUCAGCGUUAGUGGAUGAGAUUCUUCACAGCAUCUUCUUCUUGGGAAACAUCAAGGCUCCACCAUCAUUUUCACCUACAGAAAUUGUGACCGAUCAAGACAUGCUCAAUGCCUUGAGGCACCGCUACCCUCAGCCUUUUGAACGCUAUUCCUCUCAAGUCCCCAGGCGAUGUCCAAUGUCAUGUGUGCUCGACAUGACUGUAGCUCUGAACGGACAAGAGAAUGAAAGAGCAAUAAUUGAUAGUGUGCUUAAUCUCACCGGUCAACUGAGGGGUGGCCCAAAGCAUCUGGUCUCCUCCACCAUCUGUGUCUCCCAGAAUACUUCAGACAGGUACUAUGGAGUCUCCAUGUCCACUUCUGGCCCUCUUCCCGGGAAAAUCAUGAUUGCGGCGUCCUGUCUUAGCACCUGGGACAGUAACGUAGCUGGUGCAGUGAUGACUUACUAUUCAAAUAAUGAAAUGAAUACAAACUUUGAUGGAACCAUCAGACUUCCAGAGCAAAUCAGGUGCCAGGCGUUUAGCUUAAAACCGCGUGAAAACCUGUUCAUGCCUUCUUGCAGAUCAUGUCAGGAUUUGUUUGGUUUGACAGCAAAUAACAGUAGAAACUUUCCCUAUGGCAACUGUGCUGAAGUUGAAAGUUUGAGCAACUUGCUUAAAAAUGAGAGUGAGACAGUGAGAGUGGAGCAUGCUGAAACAUGGACAGAUGAGAACAGGCAGCAGGUUGAACUUAACGUCAGGCAAAUGCUUACAAAUCUUCUGACAGACCAUGGCUUUACAUGGGAUAACAAUUUCUACACCCCAGAGGUUUGAUCUUCAGGGAGGUCUUAUGGUCCAUUAUUAUAAAGUGACCAGAUCGAUCGUGCUGAUUUUGAUCAGUAAAAACUUCUCUGUAACCAUAGGCAGUUAACGCUGCAUCUGUUUUUUGUGGAUCUGAAUUUCAUGUGACCAGAGCUGUCAAUUUAUCGUGCUUUUAUCAUCACAAAUUGUUAAUGCUCCAGCUACUCGCUCCUAUAACAAUAAAGAAAGGAAUACAUGGCAAAACAUUGUAAGCCAGAUGUCUGUUAACUGUUUGAAUUAAGCAUGCAGAAGAUGCAAAUGUUGAUGUAUUGAUCAUGUUAUUAACAAUAAAUAAUGGUGGGGUAAA